Messenger RNA from Cydia fagiglandana, 8740 nucleotides. RefSeq names its product clathrin interactor 1-like. Gene Ontology annotation, biological process: endocytosis. Lineage: Eukaryota; Metazoa; Arthropoda; Insecta; Lepidoptera; Tortricidae. Bases 139 to 1926 code for a protein of 595 amino acids. Gene Ontology annotation, cellular component: endosome; plasma membrane; clathrin vesicle coat. The record is from RefSeq and is a predicted model, not a curated record. The transcript has 11 exons. Gene Ontology annotation, molecular function: clathrin binding; phospholipid binding.
CAACACUAAUCCCCUCGCCAUUUUGCGAGAAUGUCAGCCAAAUCAUCAGCUUGCAUUUUUCGAUAAUUUUAUGUUGUUUUACAUUAUAGUUACAGUGGUUUUUGUUUAAAAAAGUUAUUGAACAGUUAAAUUAUCAUAAUGGAUCGUUUUAUAAGCAUGUGGAAAGUGCGGGAGCUGGCGGAUAAAGUUACAAAUGUAGUAAUGAACUACACAGAGGUCGAAGGCAAGGUCCGCGAAGCGACCUCCGACGAGGCCUGGGGUCCGACCGGGCAGCAAAUGCAGGAACUGGCCCUGGCGACCUUCACAUAUGAACACUUCCCUGAAGUCAUGUCCAUGUUAUGGAGGAGAAUGUUGCAUGAUAACCGGUCACACUGGCGAAGGACUUACAAGUGCCUACUCCUGCUAAGCUACUUGGUGCGUAACGGCUCGGAGCGAGUGGUCACUUCGGCUCGGGAACACAUAUACGAUCUGCGCUCACUAGAGAACUACACUUAUGUGGACGACGUGGGCAAAGACCAGGGUAUCAAUGUCCGCCACAAGGUGCGUGAAUUAAUCGACUUUAUUCAAGAUGAUGACAAACUGAGAGAGGAGAGGAAAAAGGCUAAGAAGAAUAAGGACAAAUAUAUUGGCAUGUCGUCGGAAGCGGGUGCCAUGGGCAUGCGCGGGUCCGGAGGCUGGGGCGAGUACAGCGACCGCGGCGGCGGCAGCAACUGGGAUGAGCCCAAAGAGCGAAACGACGAAGACGAUUACGAUCGAGCGGAUGACUCAGACGGCGACUACAGUCACGGGCCCAGCCAUACUAGCGCUAGGAAACCCAAUAAAGAAAACGUAUAUCGAGACGACGGCGCCGGCAGUCCUCCGCCUCGCUCACUCAGCGCACGCUCCGCCGAGCGCGAGCGAGACCGCGACACCGAGGGCUACGUCAGCGCGGCGGGCCUCGGGUCGUCGACAGGACCCGCGUCAGGAAACACGCUUAAUAUCAGUUUAAAAAGCCCCGCCAAGACUAAAAGCAGUACGCCUACCAAAAAGAUCGAUUUAGGCGCUGCCGCGAGCUACGGCAAGUCCGCUUCAACCCCAGCGCCUCCAGCGGCUUCCACGAACAACCAAUCACAAGAACUGUUGGACGACUUGUUCAAGACUUGCCCCGUACCAGGCGCACCGCAGGGCGGACUUAUUGAAGACGACUUCGACCCCAGGGCCGAAGACCCCAAGCCGGCACCAACUAGCACCGAGUUCGGAGACUUCUCCAACGCCUUCGGGGCCCCUGAGCCUGCCUCCAACGAUGGCUUCGCGGACUUCAGCAGCGCCUUCACCGGGGCCCCGGCCAGCUUCGGAGCACCCCCUGCCUUUGGUGCUCCGGCCAGCAAUAAUUUGGUCGCUCCAGCUAGUAACAAUUUUGGAGCGCCGGCUAUGAGCAACAGUUUUGUGGCAAAUGUUACUACACCGGUUAAUAAUAAUGCUGCACCCGCAGCGCCGGCGUCCAACCUCGACCUGCUCGCCGACCUGGCCCCUCCCCCCACCACCCCGCUGGGGGGGUUCACGGCCCUGGACUCGCUGUCAUCACAGCUGUCUGACGUCACGCUGCAGCCUACACAGACUGGUAUCCAACCAACGCCCGUCGACUUCCUGCAACCAACGGCAACCAACCAAACCAACCAGGCUACCAAACCCGCAACCAAGCUCGGGGCAACCUGGGCCGACACCACCGGCGCCAUCAACCUAGACUUAGACAACCUACUAGCCCCUAGGUCGCCUAAAGCAGGCCCUGCACCUACUAUAAAUCAGUUAAAGUCUAGCCCGAAUAGCCCCGCUAAGCAACCUAAUAUGAUUGCAAUGUCAUUCCAAUACCAACAGCCUAUGAAUAUGAACUUGAACAAUAAUUUUGCUCCCAACAGGGCACAGUUUAACCAGAACCUUUUACAAUGAUAUUGGUUAAUGGCUGAUCCAUGCCAGAAUGGUUAGGUUGAGGUUUUUGAGCAAUGAAAUUGUUUUUUGUGGGAAAAAUGUGCUCAAUUUUGUGCUUUUAUAAACCACUUAACCUUUUGAACGCCACAGACGGCAAUUGACGUCAACGCAAAAUCGUGACAACGACGCCAAAGACGGCAUAUGACGUCGAUCGUUUUUUGAUGAAAAUCUACUGAAAAACACCCCACUUUUAGGUUGGCAUUAUUUAUUCACAAAACUAAAUUUUACCCCCGUGCCGUCAGUGGCGCGGCAAAUGGAAGCGCCGUUUGGCGUUCAAAAGGUUAAUUUAAAAUCGUAUAUUUUAUUGUAGUUUUUAUUCCUUUUUUCACUAAAAGAGAAUAAACGGUGUUUCCUUUAUGGACUUGUCCAAUUUUUUCAUUGCUCUAAAAUCCAAAUAAUUUAAUAUUAGAAAUUGAAGAUUUGGGAUUUGGAAUGUUGAUGUUUUCUACGGUUUAGAUAUAUUAAUAUGCAACAAAAGUACGGAGGGUCAACUGAGACAUGCUGCAAAUAUGCCAAAAUAGACUUAAUAAACCAAUCAGGUCUCUAACCCUUUACCAGGUUAAGGGAUAUAUAUUUCCCACAUAAGGCACUUCAAACAUAUGUUAUAUUUUCGAUCAGUAAGACUGACAUUCGAUUGUCAUUUUUGAACUGUCAGCCUGGUAAAGCGUUAAUUAUUAUUGAGAUGUAUGAACAGUAUACAAACGAAGGAAGUUAUUCAAAGAAGUUCCAUUGCUUGCAUCAUAAAGGGACAGCCCGGCGCUACUAAAUUUCACAUAAAAUCACAAAUGAGUUUCAUCAAUAACUUUCUUUACGCAUAAACAUACGACACCUAUAACCACAUAUUUGCAAAUACAUACGUUUAACCCCUAAACUGUCAGGGAACAAGAUUUGCCUGCGAAAAUCACCUGAAGUUAAAUAAUUAUAUUUUGUUUCUGUUUGCUGAUCUUACAUCGUGUCAGUGGAAAGCGAGGGGUUAAUGUAAGAUUGUGCCGUUUCAUUUCCAGGUUACAGAUGUUAUUUAAUCAAUUUAUCGUUCAUAUGUCGUCGGUCAAAUCUGAAAGUAGAUAAACCCUUUUAGACAAGGUGCGGCUUCAAAUGAUUGACCGAUUUGCGACGCCACCGCGUAAAUGCUGCCAAAUGAUUGGCAAAAAUGUGCGCGAAAAGAAAGGUGCAUCGUUGUUAUUAAAGUAGUGUUGUACAUAUAGUUCGACAGUGGUGCAUAUCAGCCUAUAUCAGAGGAUAUUAUGUAUGCAUGUACAUAAGAUGUCGUUUGCGAUGUGCAAUAUGUAAAGCGAUCUUAAACUUUCCUUUGUUGGUUAUGAAAUGUUAUGUAAAUUAGUGCUCUUCGGCCCGAUUUGAUCAUAACUUAGAUAACUUAGGUUGGUGAAAUUGAUAUUAGUUAAAAAACGACAUGUUUUUCUAUAUCUAAAGUGAAAUAUGUAAUUGUUUGAUUGAGCCAAAUUUACAAUAGAUUGGAAACUUAUAAAAUGAGCAUCAAUUAGUUAUUAAUGUUGACUUUAGUGUAAAAAAUUUCUGUAUAAUUGCUACAAACGCUAUAUAUAUACGCUGUACUGUACAUUCCUUGUAAUUUCCUUAAUACUAAAAAAUCCUUUAUAUGUAAUUCACGUUUUAUUUGAACCUGAUGUGUCUUGAUAAUAAUUUAAUCGGUUUUAAGUCGUUUUCAUGAUAGAAAUAGGGACAAAAACGUGGCAAUAUGUAGAUAACGCCCGAAGUGCUCCCGGCGUUCUAAAUAUCACCAGCGUUAUUCCCACUAGUUAUCGCCAAGUUCUUACUCGUUAAAUUUUGGUGGUAACUACUGGGAAAAAAAAUCUACUGUUAAUUAUAAUAGGCCUGAUGACAAAUAUUGAAAUCCCUUUUAAUAUUGUCGGUACACUUGUAUUGGUUCCGAAAAACACAAUAUUUCAGCUAUAGGUACUUAUAAGAUUUAACAUAAAUAAUUCCAUUUUAUUGUAGCUAGUGCACGCCAUUUGUGACGUCAUAAAUUAGAUGGUGGUAGUGUGGUAUAUAUUGUUUACAUACUUACAGUUACGAAUUUUGCCUUGAUGUUGUUAAUUCAGCACAAUAUAUUACGAUUAGGGGCGAUAAGUACAGUACAUAAUUAUCACAAUAACUCAUUUUAUACAAAAACUCUCACACGUAUACGUACACGUACUGUAUCUAAAUAAUUAUUCUUAAAUUGCAACCAAUUUAAGAAUAAUUAUUUAGAUACAUCUAAAUUUUCAGUGAAAAUACCAAGCGCCGGUUUUACUUUUGAAUUUUUAUUUUUUUCUAUUUAUUUCCAUGAUUCUUUGUUACUGUCAUCAGGCCUAUUCCCAGUAGGUAGUUACUAGUGGUAAAAGGUGGGAAAAAAAAAUCCCAGAAGUUACCACUGGUAAAAGGUGGGAAAAAAUUCCCAGUAGUUACCACUGGUAAAAGGUGGGAAAAAAAUUCCCAGUAGCUACCACUGGUAACAACUUGGUGGUAAAUAGUGGGAAUAACCCUAUCACCAUUGAUCGAAAGCUUGCAAAGAUGUUUUUUUUUAAUUUGGGAUGCAUGUUAGUCUAAUAAUAGCGUAAACUGCCAUAUUACACGUAACUACUUGUAUAAAUAAUGUGUAAUACAAUACGAGUAGGUAUAACAUUUUUACAUAAAUCAAACACAGAACAUUAUCUCUAUGUGGGAAUAUUUGAAGCAUGAUUUUACAUGAAUUUAAUGUAUUUACCGAAAACGAAAUGGGUCUUUUCAAUACAGUUUAAACUCUAUAUAGCGACAAUCAAGGGACCGGACACUUUUGGACGUUAUAGAGAAUUUUCGUUAAAUAGGGAGAAGUCAAUAUAAAAGUAAACCAACUAGAGCCAAAGACUUCGAUGUUAUAGGGAGUGAAACGUUAUAUCGAGUGAAGUUAUAUGGUGUUUACUCUGUAUCGUAUUUAUUUCGAUUGUAAUUCUAUGAACAUUUUUUGUAGCGACAUUUUAUUAAAUUUGCGAUUUAAUCCAUUUUAUUCCCAACACGAUCAAUAGAUCAUGUCUUACUACUAAGUGGAAUUAUAACUUUACCAUCGCGACAUUAGAUAGACAAAUAAAAUAUGGACAUAAUCGCAAAGCUCAACGUUGAGAUUUUGAUUUUAAUAACCCUUUUCCAGGCCGCACCAAUAUUUCCAGGUUUCCUAAAAAAUGCAAAUAUACCGGGUGUGGCCUUUAAUAUGAGCAAAAAGUUUAACUGUAGGCUGUACUCCCCAUACUGACCAACAUUUGUUCAGCGACUUUUAAAAAUAACUUGCGGUUUGAUUUUUAAUACACUUUAAAGUUUAUUCUAAGACGCAAUGUAUUGCGAAUUUUGUUAUGUUUAAGGUGUGACAAGCAACGUCAAGCACAAUGAAAUGGCGUGGCGAUGGCGUCCAUUGAAGAUAAUAUUUAUUUUGUAUGAAAAAUAGGGAGUCUAAAUACUUCAUAAUUUUUAAAAGUUGUUGAACAAAAGUGUCACCGUUUGAGGCCUACAAUCUGUGUUUUAAUUAUUUGCCUGUUACGUGUUACAGGCCACACCCGGUAUUUCAUUUGAAGAAAAGUCACAUUUCCCGAAAGUGCAAUCUAGUUUGAACCUUAAAUCGGAAUUCUAAAGUUGAAAUUCUGUUGGCGCGUAUGUGGUCGAUAAAUCGUACUAUGUCUGGAAAAGGGUUAAAUAUAAAAACCGUUUCUAUGAUAUAGCGAAGUUAAUGUUUUAGAUGUUUGUAACCUUUGAAUAUUAUAAGUACCAAUAGGUUCCCAAAUUAUCAUUGGCUGGUUUUAGCGUAUACCUACUACUAUUCAGAAGUAAUAGCCGUAAUAGGUUACUUCAUAUUUCUUAACCUUUUGGACGCCAAUGACCGAUAUAUCCGCACCGCACGCCAAAGACUGAAUAAUCGGUCACAGACCACAGAGCAACAUAGACCUACGUGCAUAUGCAUAAAGUUCAAUUUCAGUUUUGACACUUCGGUGACGUGGCGUCCGCGUGACAGCGUUUGUGUUUGACAUGGCGUCGAAAAGGUUAAAUAAGUUGGGGCAUUUGCGUUUUCUUGAGUACCGCUCAAGGUAUAUUAUGGAAGAAAGACAGAUGACAAGUUCGUAACGUGAAGUACGGCAAUGUGCAAUAUCAUAAAUGCUCAGUUUUAUCAGCUUAUGCUCCAAAUUCUGGUAAAUUUUGCUAAGUCUGGUAUGAAUAUAAAAAAAUUAAAUUAGUCAAAGAGUACAUUUAAAGCAGGUUGUAGCUUUGACUAGUUGUUUGGUGUUAUGAUAGAAUAUUUUUAUACCAGCUUCUGAUAAUAAUCUUAGUAGUGUCAAAACUUAGCGGUAAGUAAAAUAAGGUGUUGCCGUUGGGUCUUCUUGGCGGUAUAAAUAAAUUUAGGCUAUCGAUCAAGAUCUAACUUUUGGGCUUAAAAAGGUCUGAAAUUAUGUGCCUAGGAAUACCUCAGUUUAUUCCUAAAGACCGAAGCUAUAUAAAUUUAAUGGUCCCGAAAGUUAGGUUAAAAUUAGUCUGAAUUUAUUUUUCACUAAAUAUGAUACCGUUUUAUCGUGUUAAGGCAAUGUAAAUUAUAAUUAUAAAAUGGUAAACGAAUGGUGUGAAAUGUAUACUGUAUGUACUUAUUUAGGUAGAUUUUGUUUAUAUUUUUUAUCGAAAUGUAUUAUUUAGUCAUCCUACACUUUCAAAAUUUUUUUGCGUAAUGUUAGGGUGGCUUUAAAUCAGUUAAUUUCUUAUUAAUGAGAUGUUAUGUAUAGUAUAUUAAAAAUUCCACUUGUCUACACAAUUCUGCAAAUUUUGCAUUUAAUUUCAUUCCAAAUGUAGUAUUUUUGGUAGAACUGGGUUGUGUAUUAGGCAGCUAUAAUAUUGUAAUAGUCCCAAUUAUGUUUUUAACUAGAUAAAACAUUUAGCUACUUAUAUUUUGUAGGAGUGGAUUAAUAACAAUUUUACAAAAAUCUUUCAACAUUUUAAAAUGUUUUUGACCGUUAAAGUCUCGGUCAAAACUGUUUUAAAUGCCCAUAAACUAAAGCGCUUCACUCAUCUUACUGUAUUCAUAUUCCUAAAUCAUAAAGGUGUAAUCGAGUUUAGAAAGAGAGACUACACUAAUUAGAAAAGGACAACUGAAAUAAGGUGUGCGAAGCGUUUAAGCUGGCUUGAAUGCAUAAAUCUUAUUUCCACAUUAUCACUAUUAUUUAGGUACGACAUAUUUCCUAUAUAGGACAAUUUAAUUUUUUUCUGCAAAGUUUUUCUAAUUAAAAAAAAAACAAAUAACAAUCGUAGAAAGAGCGAGGGCCGCAUAAAAAAUCACCAUUGGGACCAAUGCUCAAAAUUUAAAAAUAAAAUAUAUUUUCCUGGAAAGUAAUUCUCCGCUCUUACUUCGGUGGUUAUGAACCAAUCAAAUAAAAUAGCCCCAGCAACAAUCCUCCAAUGUAAACUAUAGUCUGUGAAGCAAUUUCCGUCAGUAGGUAUAAAAGAGCGGCAAAUUUAAAAAUGUAGGCGCGUAAGGUUUAUCGUCCCAUAGAAAAUUUGAAUUCGCGCCUUUUUGUACUGACAAACUUGUUGGACCGACUAUAAAAUCCUCCUCAAAACAGAGUUUUAUUCGAUCUAUUUCCGAUAAUUAUGAUACUGAUUUGUCAAAAGUGACGUUUUUGGUUGAAGAAAUGUCAUUUCCUUAUGGAGUAGAUUUUUUGUGCAGUUGUUUUGGAGUUAUAGGACGUGCUUUUGUAAUUCCUGGUGCAUACUUAGUUUUUAGAAUUAUUUUUUCGUCUACUACCUACUUACAUAAAAGAUAACUCUAAUCAGUAAACAUUCAACUGAAACCUGUAUGGCCUGAUUUUUCAAAUGCCAGAUAAAUUAUUGUUAGAUUAAAUACAUUUCACGAACGCGAUUGAUUUACUAAAAUUGUAAAAUACGCGGAAGAAAUGUUCAUAUACAUACUUAGCUUUUAAACUUAUCAAUGGUUUGAAAAAUUAGCCCUUAUUAUAGAUUUGAAUUUAUUUUAAGUAUCAUGUAGAUUGUAUAUAAUUUCUAUUAAUUUAGAAAGUUCUUCCAUUUAUUUCAACUGGAUGGAUAUUUAAAAGCAAUAAUUACAAUUAAAAUUUAUUUCUAGUUGAUUAUUAUAAUAUUUUAUUUUUAGUUUAGUUUUCAAUGUUACGGUGUUACUGUCAGGACGCUUUAAUGGUAUAGUUUUCUAAAUAAAACAAUGUUGGAACUAACUCAAAAUAAUAUAGUCUGUCAAACCUUUGUCAGUACAUAAAAACAAAAAACUAUACUCAUCCUUUUCUUUUGGGUACUAGUGUAAGACAAAGAAAGUAUGAUUCUCUCUGUCUAUGUUUGAAAUGAGACAGUCCUUUGACAAACUAUAUUAUACAGUGUCAUAUUGGCUAUGUGCAGUGCCUGGUGGGUAGGCAAAUUCAUCACAGCAGACGAAGUGGCAUAAGUGCCCGUCAUAAAUUAUACACAACAACGCCCGACCGUAUGGUACACAUAGCCAAUAAAAUGAAAUUUCUCCUAAUUUUUUUGCAAAACAUCUAAAAAUCAUUUUGAGUUGGGUCACUUUUCUAUAAAAUGGGUUACUAUAUCAUUAAGCGAUGACGGUAUUCGCACAAAUAUCAAGUGUGUUUCAAUGGAGUAUAAUAAAGGUGGUUAUCAUAAAAUUAACGAAUUUUUAGUGUAACUAGCAUCACAUGUUGGUUGGACCCGUGGGUCGGGAUGGGCGUUUAUUGUAAAUUUGAGGACAAUUAUUAUAUUAAAUAUACAUGAAUAAAUAAUAUAAUACCCA